UAAACCACUCGGCUCGCAUUUCCGGCUUUCAGAAUAAAACGCUUCCACCCAACAGAAGGGAGCUUUUUCUUGCGGGCUCGUCCAGAAGGUGUUUCUCGAGCUCAGCCUGAUCCUCCCGCACGUGAACCCAGUCCACCUUCAACAGGUGUGGACCAGCAGGUGUUCCGGCAGGAUGUCGACCACGACGCAGAAGCACCGGCACUUUGUCGGCGAGCCGAUGGGAGACAAACCGGUGACGGCUCUGUCGGGGAUCGGAGAGGUUCUGGGGAGGGCGCUGCAGCAGCAGGGCUUCGACAAGGCCUACGUGGUUCUGGGUCAGUUCCUGCUGCUGAAGAAAGACACUGAGAUGUUCGCUGAGUGGCUCAAAGACGCCUGCGGAGCGAAGUCCCAUCAGGCCGAAUCCUGCGCCCUGUGUCUGAAGGAGUGGUGUGAGGCCUUCCUCUGAGACUCCGCCUCUUCACCGGAAACUCCACCCCUUCAUCUGAGACUCCACCUCUUCACACUAGACUCCGCCUCUUCCUGUUCCUCCCUGGCUGGCUCACUUCCUGCCUCUUCAGACCUGUUAAAGCGUCUCUGCUGCUGCUGAUGUAAAAUGUUUUCGGGGAAUCUUCAGCCUCUUCCUGCGGGCGGCUGUGAUGUCACAGCGAUCUGUCAGGUGUCUGUUUACCUGUUUUACAAUCUUGUUUCAUUGGGGAAAGUUUACAUGAAUAAAAGCUUUAUGUCCAAA
This is a messenger RNA of Chelmon rostratus (copperband butterflyfish), 727 nucleotides long. RefSeq names its product barrier-to-autointegration factor-like protein. Gene Ontology annotation, molecular function: DNA binding. Bases 173 to 445 code for a protein of 90 amino acids. The transcript has 4 exons. The record is from RefSeq and is a predicted model, not a curated record. Lineage: Eukaryota; Metazoa; Chordata; Actinopteri; Chaetodontiformes; Chaetodontidae.